UAAUCCUGGCCUAGAUUUUCGGAAAAUGUUAACAACCUUAGUAAGACGAAAUCAGAGCUGCGUAACUGAAUAUGAUAUUUAUAGUUGCAAUCAAGUUGUGUAUUUAUGAAUUAUAAUGAUCACUUAUUACUUUCAAAUGUUGCGGACUUAAUUUCACAGGAUUUACCACCAACAGCUCUGCUAUAUUGUAGCAAAAGCGGUAAAGGUUUUUCACUACUUCUUUUUAAAGUUAAAAAAAAAAAUCAGUGACGAGCAAUUAAAGAAAAUUCCAAUAAGGUCUACAUGAGGUGCAAAACAUUUCACCUUAAUAGAAACAUUUAUUAUUGAUCUCAAAAUACAUUUGAUAUCUCAAAUGAAGAUAUGUAUACACAUUCUCGACUCACAAGUGAGAGCUCAAAUGCAACGAACGCAUCUGGAAGUACAGAACAAACGGAUUUAUCUGAUGAAACCUCAGAUGUUGAGUGUCAGCGGAGAAAUGUGCAUCUUUCAGAGUCGGUGCCAUUACUUAUAAGAAGUGAAAGCGAAUACGCAGUGCGGGACUUAAUUCGAAGCGAAGAUUUCAGGAAAUUCUUUGAAACUGAAUAUGCUGAUAUUGUGAAAUUUCGUAAGAAUUACAAAAGUUUAAGGAAAAGUUUCUUGACUUUGGCAGUUUUGAACAUCAUUUUGAUUAUUUGUGCCGUGUCUGUCAUGUCCAUGUCACUACGUUUUGGAUACGGCCAUGUCACGUCAGACAAAAUAUCACUUGAUGCUGCUAUGGAAGAAUUAGUGCUCGAGAAACUGGAUUCCCCACGUGCAAAGGCAAUAAUACGGCAACACGCGUCCUGUGACGAUUGUCGUCAUAUGAACGAUAAAUUAGAAAAAUGCGACACAAAUAUACAGAAAGUUUGGAAAAGUAUUGAUAAACUGGAAGAUGCAGUGAUCGCGUUGCAACCAAACGGAUCCAACAUCAAGCCGGGAGGUUUCCAGAGGACGGCAGUUGAAGUCAAUAACCAGCUGAUAAACAUCAACAGGAAACGCUCUUCUUUGCAAUUAAUAGGAAGCUUUAUAAGAGGUCAGGUUGAAUGGAAGAAAGAUGUAUCAAAUGGCAACAUAAUGGCAUAUAACAAAAACAAAGGAAUUCAUGUAAUGGGCGGUGGGACAUACUUUCUGUACACAAAGAUUAAGUUUUCGAAAAACAAUUGUACCGGAAAUGAACUGUUUGAGUAUGAUGUUAUGGUUGAUAAAGGAAGUACCACUGCUAUUGUAUCUAACACAAAGCAGGGCUGCCCAGUCCAUGGCAGUUUUGACCAGACAUUGUAUGUUCAGAAGUUAGUAGAGGUACCGCUAAGAGAAACAGCAACAUUUUACAUACGAUUUAAGUCUGAUUUCUUGUCCGGUGCUUUUAGGACGCAUGUGUUUGGUAUGAUUGAAAUGUAGUAGACUUGAGUGUAUUUUGGUGGAAACGUGGUCAGCAUCUUUGACUGCCAUGUAGGUACACAUACACACAUUGUCUUAACCAGUUAGACUGUUUACAGAUCUUAUUUACACAAAAUGUAAGAAUGUUAUUACGUGUAAUAAAAACGUCUAAAUAGAUUAGGCAACGUACGAACAACGCAACCCCUGUACAAUUCUAUAGCAGGAUUGGUAUGGAUAUAUGUACAUGAUAGACAUAAUGGUUAUACACAAAGUAAAACAGGCGACGAGGAAGAAAUGAACAAAAAAGGGAACUCAGUGGUACUCCGCCUGUGCGUAAUUAGGGAGUUUAAACGGAUGAUGAUGCUUCAAACGUCACUCUUAUGCUCAAAAUGUCUCAAAGUUACAUACAAUAAAUAACAAUACAGUUACGCCAUGGUAAACACAAGACAUGGUAUGUAGAACGCAAAAAUGCGCUUUACGUAAAAAAAUAUAAAAAGAAAACCCAUACGAACCAUAUACGUACCCAUUGGUCAAUGCAUAUGUCUAUUAAAUCUAAAUAGGUAUUAUACAAAUAAAUAUGGUGUGUCCAUAUUCCGAUGUGUUAACCUAUAUUAUGGAUAUGUUAACCUCUAAUUAUCUCAUGGAUAUACAUAUAAUUAAAUUAUGUCGUCUAUGCUAUUCCAGAAAUACCUAUUUCAUUACUGAGUACAAUCUGUAAGAAUAGUGUAUAAGGGUGCUAUGCAUGUACAAUGUAUUUUAUUUUGAUAAAUGGCAAUUGUUGUGUAUGAUUUGUUGUUAUCAUUCUGUUAUCUGAUUGUUUUUAUUUUUAUCAACGAUGAAAUAAAUUGUUAUGUUUUACAAA
Mercenaria mercenaria is the source of this 2257-nucleotide messenger RNA. RefSeq lists its product as uncharacterized. The transcript is spliced from 6 exons. Gene Ontology annotation, molecular function: protein binding. The coding region runs from base 361 to 1416 and encodes 351 amino acids. Lineage: Eukaryota; Metazoa; Mollusca; Bivalvia; Venerida; Veneridae. The record is from RefSeq and is a predicted model, not a curated record.